UCGGGUGGUGUGUGGUGCAUCCGGAGAUCCUUCUAAAAAUAUUACGAACUUAAUGCAUAAUUAAUUUCGACUUUGGUUCGAGUGGUUGUGUUAAUUGUUUAAUUAAUUGGAGAGAUGCUGCAACAAUUCGACGAUUAUCAGACCUGCGACACGACCAGCACGACAUUGAACACCCCGUUUUCGGUGAAGGACAUCCUGAACAUGAACAUCGCGAACGACGGUUAUUACGGCGUGAAAAAGGAACCCACCGAUCCUUUGUAUCCUCCGCCCGGCUAUUGGGAUCCUUCGUAUGUCGCGGAUCAGUACAACUAUGGGUACGUGAACAGUACGCAGGAAACGAUUGAACAUGGAUACGACAAAAGUUACGGGUACUGCGGAAAUGGAUACGAAAUGUCGGGUGGAGGUACGACGACGCAAUAUUUGUACAACAACAAUCCGAUGGACAAUUCCAGGUUGGAGGAGUGCGAGAAAGUUGAAAGUCCAAAAAUUCAACAAGUGACAAGCUCGAAAACCGAACUACGCAAAUCGGGACGGCAACGUUCGAAGCGAAAGCCCCGCGUCCUCUUUUCCCAGGCCCAAGUCUACGAGCUGGAGCGCCGCUUCAAGCAACAGAAGUACCUGUCGGCCCCCGAGCGCGAGCAAAUGGCCCAAGUGCUGAAGCUGACGCCCACUCAGGUCAAGAUCUGGUUCCAGAACAGGCGGUACAAGUGCAAGAGGCAGAAGAUCGAGAAGGCGGAAGUGGAGAAAAAAAUUGAUGGCAAUGCGUCGUUCUGUGCGGUGCCUCAGACGAACUACAUGUUCACGAACAGUCCCGUUUAUGGGGUGAAUGAUUUUGGGUGCGUUGAGGGGUUGAGGUACAACGAAUAUGGUUACCAUUGUUGAUUUACGAGUUUUCCGAUUGACUCUGAGUGAGUUUUUUUUGUAGAUAUUGUCCGUCCGGUAAAUUGCGACUGCUUUAAAGAGAUUGGUUGGUUUGUUCUUUUAUUAUUGUAUAAGUUUAAAUAACAGACUUAAAAUAAAUUAGUAUUUAAUAUGCGUUACCAAAGUGCACUCGGA
Aethina tumida (small hive beetle) is the source of this 1056-nucleotide messenger RNA. RefSeq names its product homeobox protein ceh-28-like. The record is from RefSeq and is a predicted model, not a curated record. Gene Ontology annotation, biological process: cell differentiation; regulation of transcription by RNA polymerase II. Lineage: Eukaryota; Metazoa; Arthropoda; Insecta; Coleoptera; Nitidulidae. Gene Ontology annotation, cellular component: nucleus. The transcript has 2 exons. Gene Ontology annotation, molecular function: DNA-binding transcription factor activity, RNA polymerase II-specific; RNA polymerase II cis-regulatory region sequence-specific DNA binding. Bases 115 to 882 code for a protein of 255 amino acids.